Molecule: messenger RNA, 3221 nt
Organism: Suricata suricatta (meerkat)
Lineage: Eukaryota; Metazoa; Chordata; Mammalia; Carnivora; Herpestidae
Gene: YES1
Product: YES proto-oncogene 1, Src family tyrosine kinase
Exons: 12
Coding region: 25-1650 (541 amino acids)
Biological process (GO): cell differentiation; cell surface receptor protein tyrosine kinase signaling pathway; innate immune response
Cellular component (GO): extrinsic component of cytoplasmic side of plasma membrane
Molecular function (GO): non-membrane spanning protein tyrosine kinase activity; signaling receptor binding; ATP binding
Source: RefSeq, a predicted model, not a curated record
CCCGGCUGGACGGCAGAUUUGAUAAUGGGCUGCAUUAAAAGUAAAGAGAACAAAAGUCCAACCAUUAAAUACAGAACUGAAAGCACUCCAGAACCUGUCAGUACAAGCGUCAGCCAUUAUGGAGCAGAACACACUGCAGUGGCACCAUCGUCUUCAACAAAGGGAGCAUCUGUUAAUUUUAACAGUCUUUCCAUGACACCAUUUGGAGGAUCCUCAGGGGUGACACCUUUUGGAGGAGCAUCUUCUUCAUUCGCAGUGGUGCCAAGUUCAUAUCCUGCUGGUUUAACAGGUGGCGUUACUGUGUUUGUGGCCUUAUAUGAUUAUGAAGCUAGAACUACAGAGGACCUUUCAUUCAAGAAGGGUGAACGGUUUCAAAUAAUUAACAACACGGAAGGAGACUGGUGGGAAGCCCGAUCAAUUGCUACAGGAAAGAAUGGCUAUAUCCCUAGCAAUUAUGUAGCCCCUGCAGAUUCCAUUCAGGCAGAAGAAUGGUAUUUUGGCAAAAUGGGGAGAAAAGAUGCUGAAAGAUUACUUCUGAAUCCUGGGAAUCAACGAGGCAUUUUCUUAGUACGAGAGAGUGAAACUACUAAAGGUGCUUAUUCUCUCUCUAUUCGUGAUUGGGAUGAGGUAAGAGGUGACAAUGUGAAACACUACAAAAUUAGGAAACUUGACAAUGGUGGAUACUAUAUCACAACCAGAGCACAAUUUGAUACUCUGCAGAAGUUGGUAAAACACUACACAGAACAUGCUGAUGGUUUAUGCCAUAAGUUAACAACAGUGUGUCCAACUGUGAAACCUCAGACUCAAGGUCUAGCAAAAGAUGCUUGGGAAAUCCCUCGAGAAUCUUUGCGACUAGAAGUUAAAUUAGGACAAGGAUGUUUUGGUGAAGUAUGGAUGGGAACAUGGAAUGGAACCACAAAAGUAGCGAUCAAAACACUAAAACCAGGUACAAUGAUGCCAGAAGCUUUUCUUCAAGAAGCUCAGAUAAUGAAAAAGUUAAGACAUGAUAAACUUGUUCCACUAUAUGCUGUUGUUUCUGAAGAGCCAAUUUACAUUGUCACUGAAUUCAUGUCAAAAGGGAGCUUAUUGGAUUUCCUGAAAGAAGGAGAUGGAAAAUAUUUGAAGCUCCCACAACUGGUUGAUAUGGCUGCCCAGAUUGCUGAUGGUAUGGCAUAUAUUGAAAGAAUGAAUUAUAUUCAUCGCGAUCUUCGGGCUGCUAAUAUUCUUGUAGGAGAAAAUCUUGUGUGCAAAAUAGCAGACUUUGGUUUAGCACGGUUAAUUGAAGACAAUGAAUAUACAGCAAGACAAGGUGCAAAGUUUCCAAUCAAAUGGACCGCUCCGGAGGCUGCGCUGUACGGUCGAUUUACGAUAAAGUCUGAUGUAUGGUCCUUUGGAAUUCUACAGACAGAACUGGUAACGAAAGGCAGAGUGCCAUAUCCAGGUAUGGUAAACCGGGAAGUGCUGGAGCAGGUGGAACGAGGGUACAGGAUGCCUUGCCCUCAGGGCUGCCCAGAAUCCCUCCAUGAAUUGAUGAAUCUUUGUUGGAAGAAGGACCCUGAUGAAAGACCAACAUUUGAAUAUAUUCAGUCCUUCUUGGAAGACUACUUCACUGCGACAGAGCCACAGUACCAGCCAGGAGAAAACUUAUAAUCAACGUAGCCUUUUAUAUGCAUAAAUCUGCCGAAAUGUAAAGAACUUGUGUAGACUUCCUUACUUUACCUACAGGAAUCAAAAGAAGAAUGUCGUCUUCAUUCUGCAUGUUUUUAAUGGUAAACUGGAAUUCCAGAUAUGGUUGCACAAACCACUUUUUUUUUCCAAGUGUUAAACUCUAAAGUACCAAUGAUGAAUCUUCCAACUUAUUUCAGGGUCCAAAGAAGUAUAGUUAUGAUAUUGGUGACAGUGUGAGUGAUAGCAUAACAGUGAAGAGCAGCAGGGCUACUUCUUUAUAAACCAUUUCCUUUUAUUCCCCAAACUCAGAAUUGUUAAGAGAAAAUUAUAUAUCAUUAUAGACAAAACUUGGGAGAUAAACACAGUUCUACCAUAAUAAAAUCUAAACUUACGGAACUUCAUGGGACCAAAUAAUUCCAUUCCAGUUUUUAAAGAUUUCUUGGAUUUAUUGUUCUCACAAGUUUUUUCUAAGUUGAACUAUUAAUAUGCAAUCUUAACACCUGACUUCUUUUGUAUGGAAAUGGGCCAGGUUUUUAGAAGCAAAAAGGAAUAUGAACAGCAUCUAAAACUUGAUGAAAUGUUAGACCACAGUAGUGGCAUUUGAAAGUAUAAUGCACUAUGUUAAUACUCAUGGAACUGGAAAGUAGAAGAUUUUUACUUUAAUCAUUUUCUGAAUAGCUCAGUUUAGAAUAAUAAUGGUAACUAGGAAGUGAGCUAAUUUUUUAUAAUGUUGCAUUGAUUUUUUUUUAAGGCAACAUAUAAUUGAAGUCAUACUGUCCAAUCCAAGGGGAAAGCUUUGAAUCUUUAGAUAGCCUGAAAAAAUAAGACCUGGCAUAUAAACAGUCCUUUUUAAAAAAUAGACUGGUACUGUGAGAUAUUGCUGAUACAUACUUAUGGUGAUGGGCACCACAAAUAUGAAAUAUCACUAGAUCAGGGACUUGAAUGCACUUUUGCUUUUACUGAAAAUAGAUGGACAGAGAGGAAAAUAUUUAAAAGAAAUAUGAGAAAAGAAAAUGUGAAAAUUUUACAGAUGGGAUGUUAUGCUUAACAUUAAGGAGUGACAAAAUUGCUUUGCUGGCACUCAGCUCCUCACUUCUCUGUUUUCUGAGAUUUUAAGAGUUACAAGGUAUGACUAAAACUAAUCUUUCUUAACAAACACUAAAUGAGUGUUACAGCCUCAAAUAGCUAAUUUAAGACUUCCCACUAACUCCAAUGAUAACAGCUUUUAUGCGAAACAUUUUUAGAACUCUAGUUUUCAAAUCCGUGUUUCAAUCUGCAUUAACUUUUUAAAUAUACUUAAUAGUGAUCUUCUUUUCCCUUUUAGAAUUUAGUUGAUUUGGGGAGGAGAACUUACUGAGAAUAACAACAGUGGUGAAAAGGAGGGACAGUUUUUGCCCGUUCAAAAUGUAGAAAUAAAACCCAGGAGUUGUAUGAUCGACUCAAAAAGGAACUCCAAAAUAUGAAUUUGAAUAGCAGCAUUAUUGGUUUAAGUGUCUAGCAAAGGAAAUGAAUCUGAUGAAUAAAAGUCUGGUGUUUGUGUUUUUGUUUUGGUA